GGAUGGGGGGAACCGGGGGAAGCAGGGCAUAAGUGAUAAGGAUGGUGCCCCAAAACCUGCACAGGUAGCUCAGCCUCAGCACCUCUUCCAGCCAUCUUCCCAGCCCCACAGCCUUUUUCACACUUCCAAGCCCUGCCUACUGGUACUGAGGUCUGGUGCCUCACCCUUAGCAGUCAGCCCCCAGCAUGGAUCUUUUCCAGGAUCCAUGCAAAUACAAAUGCAGUUUUGUGGCCCCUACCAGAGAGGCAAAUGCAGGUGCAAGCUUCUGGUAGUAAGUGACAGAUGUAUGAAGGAAAGGCAACCAGUCUCCCACACUUCCUUGGCUUCAUCCCUUACUUAAGGGAAGAACACCAGGCUCAGUCACCCUCCCUACACCUGUGGGCUCCACAGCCAGGUGCUUUAAUAAUCUUAUCUCCUGCAUGGACCAACUUAACACAACUGUGGGCUAAAUUCUACCUAAGGUGCAUAUUGGUGUGUGAUUCUUGAAACACGAGUAUAGGAGAGUGCCUAAUGGCUCCUGCCAAAGCCACUUCUUGGUCAGCUUCCUUUCUUGCCUCCAUGGCUUCCAGCCUGCUUCUUUCUCUACAGAUGGCAGCAGUCACCCUAUCUCAACAAACUAGGGCCACCCUUUGUCCCCUGGGGGGUGCGGGGGAAGGCCACUAGGCAGUGUUUGCUGAGGAGUGCCGGCCCAGCAGGGCUACAGGGUUGAACCUGGGCUCCUGGCCCACUGCCUAGAUCAGUCUCCUCCCCAAGGCGUCCUCUUCUCCGUGACCCCGCCUGCUGCAGGACAAGGCAGGCCUGGCAGCUCACCCCAUCGGCUGUCAGAGGUUCAGAGGGUGCAGGGCUGAGCCAUGGGGAGGAAGCGCGAUGCCAUCCUGGAGGUGCUGGAGGAGCUGACCUCGGAUGAGCUCAAGAAGUUCAAGCUGAAACUAACCGCGAUGCCGCUGCGCGAGGGUUUCCGACACCUCCCGCGGGGGGCUCUCGGACCCCUGGACCCCGUGGACCUCACCGACAAGCUGGUUUCCUUCUACUGCGAGGACUACGGCGCCGAAGUCACAGCGGCCGUGCUGACCGAUAUGGGAAUGCAGGAGCAAGCGGCGCGGCUUCGAGAGACGAACUGAACCCCUAGCGCCGGGAUCUCAUUCAACCACUCCGAGGCUAGUAUAUUGGCCCUGGACCCAAACCCUCCUCCUCACCAAGGCUCCAAGAGUCUGUCCCACCCCCCUCCAGGUUUCUUUCUGGGGUCAUCCCUUCACACCUCUGGUCAGCCCUCCCUGAGGCUUAGGGCUGGGUCCAUGCGGGUCGCGCCCCGUUGAAUCUCUCCCCAUCUGCCCCUUCAAGGUUCCUGGGUCGCCUGGCAUCCGGUUCCAUUUCAUGGGUUCUGUUCUUUUUUGAUAAAGAUGAGCGAGGGUGGCAGCCUUGAGGUCAUAAGCGGAGAUGCUCCUGGGUUGGGAAGACUUCCUGGAGGAGGCUCCUGCGCUAAGCUAGGAGGCCAUCAACCAGGGCUGGUCUGGACUAAGCAAGGCAGAGGCGGGAGGGGCUGUAAAGCUGGGGCCCCGUAGGAGUCUGAGACCUCGAAUACCAGCCUGAGCACUGUGGUCCACCCCCUCUAGGAGACUGGAUGCCAACAGAGGAGUCGCGCGACCUGGAGGAAAUCCGACCUGCACGCACAGCAGCGUCUUCACAGCGGUCAUGGAGAACCUCUCAGUGCCUCCAGACCCCGCCUCCACCUGCCCUGAACCUGUCAUUUACUCUUCCACAGUUCAAUAAAUAUCCCCUAACAGACCUUCCUAGGCCGGUGGUACUCAUCACCGCCCAUACAUGCGUGUGAUUUCCCAGUGCUUGGGUGUUUUCCUGACCACCCGUAAGGAUCGUAAACCUCGUGGCGCUAACAAUGUGUAUGGGCUGGGUCCCGGUGCAUGCCUUGCCCUUCCUGCCUCCUCCAAGUGUCACAGCUUCAGGGCUGCGUGGGCCUCGGUCAGGCAGCUGUACACAGCAGGAGGACAGUCCGGUUACCGCUCUCCUGGCCACGCCUCGAACCCCAUACCUCUCGUCUUACGGGAUCCCAUGUCAUGCAAACAUGACAACUUGGCAGGACCACGCGUCUCUCCCAGGAGCGCGUGGGCCACAGGCGGUGACUCAGUCGCGUCUCUGUCAGGCUUGGUCCCCGUUUCAUCAAGACUGAGCCCCCAAAUCUCUAGGCACCCGGGAGGGACUGCGGCGGGAAGACUGUCCCAACCCGCUUCUGCGCGGCUCUUCCACGCUUGCUGCGCUCUUUGCCAGGCACCACCUUGAGGGGCUCAGACCCCUCCCCCUUCCCAGCGCUGGCCCUGCCCACUCUCCAUAGCAACCGCAGGCUCCAGUGCCUCUGCAGCCCCGGAAGCCAAAUCGAAGCUGCGACCUCCCGAUGGGUCAAGCCGGGCUCAAUUUAGCAAUCCCAUCCCACCCGGACCUUUGCUGCGUCCC
Molecule: messenger RNA, 2466 nt
Organism: Castor canadensis (American beaver)
Lineage: Eukaryota; Metazoa; Chordata; Mammalia; Rodentia; Castoridae
Source: RefSeq, a predicted model, not a curated record